Penaeus monodon (black tiger shrimp) is the source of this 708-nucleotide messenger RNA. RefSeq lists its product as uncharacterized. The record is from RefSeq and is a predicted model, not a curated record. Lineage: Eukaryota; Metazoa; Arthropoda; Malacostraca; Decapoda; Penaeidae. The transcript has a single exon. The coding region runs from base 1 to 708 and encodes 235 amino acids.
AUGGAAGGAUGGAGAACUGCACUGGAGAGUAGAGGGAUGAAGAUAAGCAGGAAAAAGACAGAGUAUUUCACAACGGACACGGACGGAGAUCAACAGUCAACGAUACAAAUAGAUGGACUGAACCUGAAGAGAGUGGACCACUUUAAGUAUUCGGGAGUGAUGGUUGAGGAAGAUGGCAGCAUGGGAAGAGAGAUUAAAAACCGAAUUCAAUGUGGUUGGAAUAAUUGGAGAAAGGUUUCGGGAGUGAUCUGCGACAAGAGAGUGCCUGUAAAGUUGAAGGGAAAGGUACAUAAGUCUGUGGUCAGACCAGCUAUGACCUAUGGUUUAGAAACUGCACCACUGAGAAAAGUCGAGGAAAGAAAAUUGGAUGUUGCUGAAAUGAAAAUGCUCAGAUGGAUGGUGGGGGAAACAAAGAUAGACUGCAUACGGAAUAACUAUAUAAGAGGAUCACUCCAUGUAACAGAAAUAUCAAAGAAUGUUCAAGAAACAAGACUGCGAUGGUAUGGACACCUGCUAAGAAGAAACGAAGAUCAUGUGGGAAGACAGGCAAUGGAGAUGGAGCUAGAGGGAAACAGACCAAAAAGAAGGCCUAAGACCAGACGGAAGGAUGUUAUUCAAAAAGAUAUGAGGGAGAAACAUAUAGACGAGGCAGAGGCAUUGGACAUAGCUCUGUGGCGAAGUCUCAUUAGAAAUAGCGACCCCGGGUAG